AUGGGGAACGACGGUAGCUCCAUCUCGAAGGUAAAAACGCUACUGACGGCUACCAAGCGACGUAGUAGCGGUUCUCAGAACUCAGAAUCUCGAACUUUUGAUUCUGUAUCCAGAUGGUCAAUAUGUAGACUAAGUAACGCACCAUUGCAACCACCAGUAGUCAGUGAUUACCGUGGCAAUCUUUUCAAUAAAGAAUCGAUUCUGGAAUGGCUGCUGACACCACACAAGGAGGACUACUCUGACGACCAAGUCCGAUUGUUUGGCCACAUAAAGACCUUGAAAGACGUUAUAGAGCUACACAACAUCGUGGAGGUCGAAGUGGGCGACAAAGGGUCGGUGCUGAAAUGCGAUGUGGGAGACGAAAUAUGGGGCAAAAGCUCAGGCAAGUUUUCGUAUUUGGCACCAUGCGGGGAUGUCGUGCCACGACGAACGCUCGGUGGAGACCAAUGUGCUGCUUGCAGCGUUCAGUACAAAAACACCGACGUGAUAGCAUUAAAUCCAAGCGCAGAAGAGUUGUCGGUCCUUGAAAAACGCAUGGCUAAACUCAAGAGUAAAGGUCUAACACAUAGUGGGAAACCGGUCAAAACGAAAAAACGGAAGGCCAACCCACAGGACGACACCGAGAAGAGCCCGAAACGCCAGAAUAAGUGA
This is a messenger RNA of Lachancea sp. 'fantastica', 651 nucleotides long. Lineage: Eukaryota; Fungi; Ascomycota; Saccharomycetes; Saccharomycetales; Saccharomycetaceae. The record is from the annotation of a GenBank genome assembly.